UAUUGCAUGACAUAAGUAUUUGAUCACCUACCAACCAGGGAAGGAGAUAAGAAGGCCGUUGUGGGCGGUGAGUUGUCUGGACAACUAUCACAAUAAAGUUGUGAAGUAAAGUACAACAUGUAGCCGAAAGUUCACUGCUCACCUUUUUCAACUUUGUCAUUUUCCAUCGUCAUUUUCCAUUGAACAUAAAUGGAAAACCAUGAGGUUGAAAAAGGUGAACAUUGAACUUUCUGAUACAUGUAGCAAUCUUGACUAACUGUGGGUGUGUCACCAGUCUGUGCAUGUGUGUCUCAUGCCUGUGUGUGUUUUGUGUUUGUUUCCUUUGUCUAUGUCUGUGCUUCUCAGCCCUGCUGACACAGACGUUCCAGGACCACGUGAUGGUAUUCACCCAGACUAAGAAGCAGGCCCACCGGAUGCACAUCCUCCUGGGCCUGAUGGGGCUAAAGGUGGGGGAGCUGCACGGGAACCUGUCCCAGACCCAAAAGACUGAAGAGCCCCAGGUGAUCAACUUCACCAUGCCCAACACAAUGAAGACAUUGGUUGGGCCGCACAGCCAGAACCUGCAAGGUGGGUCGCUCUGUGUCCAUGGUGGGCGAGACAGAGAGGCAGAUGCUCAAGGACAUUGUCAGGAAGGCCAAGACCCCUGUGAAUUCCCGUGUCAUGGCACAAGGUAAAAGCUCAACACUAGGACCCUUUUAAAAUACUGCAGAAAUGCAUCUUUCCUUCCUUGUGUACUUGAGAUAAUAUCUAUAAGUGUUUGGAUCGGUAUAGGCAGGGAUAUCACCCUGUUAAUUUGAACAAUUCAAAUCAUUCAGAUCACUGAUUACUUAAAGGAAGGUAAGGAUUCAUUUCUAAAGUUUUCAAAAUGUUGAAGUCGAUUUCUAUUGCAACGGGACUCAUCUGACUAAAUAAAAUAAAAGGAACCUCGGUAUACCUACUCCUCAUUCAAGAGGGACUCUAGUCUU
Messenger RNA from Oncorhynchus keta (chum salmon), 965 nucleotides. RefSeq names its product probable ATP-dependent RNA helicase DDX27. Bases 282 to 674 code for a protein of 130 amino acids. The record is from RefSeq and is a predicted model, not a curated record. The transcript has 2 exons. NCBI's taxonomy places the organism in Eukaryota, Metazoa, Chordata, Actinopteri, Salmoniformes, Salmonidae.